AUGACCUCGCCGUCUGCCUCCAUGAUGGUCGAUACCAACGGAUCGGGGCCCUCUGUCGAUGGCCAGGAGUCUUCCGACCGUCCUGCGUCCCCUGUGCUCAAGGAGGAAGGUCACCAUGAUUUCCCUAAAUUAUCCCACUCUCUCGACGACGGCUCCGUUUCCCCGCGGGCGCCCAAGAAGCGUCGUCUCGAAAGCGAACCGGCCGAGAACGUCACUCAACCUCAAGAACAACCCCCGGAACAGGAACAACCCCAGGAACAACAACACCAUCACCAAGAGCAACAGUCACACCUCCUUUCGGGUGCUGGCGAUCAAAUCGAAGAAGAGCUGGCUUCCGCGCUUGGUGCAGGCGUUGUCGACUCGGUGGAGCCUACCGACAACAAGAAUGGACAUAUUGAGCACGCUGGCGAAAGCGGCGAAAGCCCAGUGACCCAAGAGCAAAACGCCAAUAUUGAUUCGGACGUCGCCACCGUGAUUUCAAAUAUCAUGAAUCAUUCAGAGCGUGUGGAGGAACAAGUUGCGAUGGGCCCGCAGCAGUUGCCAGAUCUUUCAGGUCAAGGUGCCCCCAAAGGGAUGGUUUUUGUCAAGGCCAACUCACAUCUAAAGAUCCAGAGUCUCCCGAUUUUGGACAAUCUGUCCACGCAAAUCCUCUCCCUCUUAGCCAAAUCAACUUAUCAAGAUAUCACCUCCUUUGUGUCAGAACCGGAUUCGGAGAAUGGACAGGCAUACGCCACGAUGCGAUCCCUCUUCGACCACACGAAAAAGGUUUACUCGUCCAAGGUGUCGUUUCUAUCGCCGACCGACCUUGAGCUCACGGAGUCCGCCCAAGUCGACAUUAUCCGAAAAGCAAAUCUGGCCUCAUUCGUUUCGAGCAUAUUCGGCACCCAGGAGAUUGGGUUCUCCGAGCUGAACGACAACUUUCUUGAUGUAUUUGUUCCAGAAGGUGGUCGGCUUCUCAAACAACAGGGCGCGCUCUUCCUCGAGCUCAAGACCCAAGCGUUCAUCGCGUCGAUGAAUAACACGGAGCGUACACGCACCGAGUUGCUGUAUAUUCUCUUCCCCGAUAACCUGGAGCAGCAGCUUCUUGACAGACGACCCGGGACACGUCAGCUAGCUCCGAGCGAAACCGAUUUUGUUAACCGCGCCGGAUCGCGUCGUGAUAUUCUGCUGGGCGAUAUCAACAACGAGGAAGCCAUGAAGGCAUUGCCGGACAAAUACCAUUGGGAGGAUUUUCUCCGGGAUCUCAGCUCGUACAUUACGAAAAAUUUCGAUACGAUCAAUAACCAGCAGGUCACAAAAGGACGGCAACCAUCUUCCUCAAAUGGCGAUUCCGAGCCGCCCAGCGCUCCCCUUCAAAGCCAAUUUCCUGUUUCCUCCCAAGCGCCAGAGGUCCCAGUUGACAAGAACAUGCACGGUGACCUGGUUGCGCGUGCAGCUCGCGCAGCACAAAUUGCACUGCAGGGUCACGGGCUGAGGCGCUCACAACAACAGGCCCAGCAGCAGCAACAACAGCAGCAACAGCAGGCCCAACAACAACAGAAGCAACAGCAGCAAUAUCAACAGCAGCAGCAGCAGCAGCAGCAGGCCCAGCAACAACAGCAACAACAGGCCCAGCAACAGCAGCAGCAGCAGACAUCUCAACAACAACAGCAACAAGGAAUCCAAAUCCUCCAAGGGUAUACCCCUGCACAACAACAGUAUCAGUCCAGUCCGACUCCCUCAGGUUACCAGCAGUCGCCCGGGACGUAUACUUUCCAGCAGAGCCCGAUGCAAAACAAUUUCCAGCAGUACAACCACCCCUCGCCGUCCCCUAUACCAGGUCGGCCCAACUCGUCCACCGCCAACCACGGCUACAUGCCAGGCAUCCCCCACUACUCUCAAUCACAGCCCACACAGGUUCUCUACGAGCGUGCGCGGAUGGCUGCGUCCGCAAAAUCCUCACCCAGCAGUCGCAAGUCCGGUCUACCGAGUCAACGGCGGCCCUGGACCACAGAAGAGGAGAAUGCCCUUAUGGCGGGGCUCGAUCGGGUCAAGGGGCCUCAUUGGAGUCAGAUCCUUGCCAUGUUCGGCCCAGGCGGCACAAUUAGCGAAGCGCUCAAGGACCGCAAUCAGGUACAGCUCAAGGAUAAAGCUCGUAAUCUGAAGCUUUUCUUCCUCAAGAGCGGGAUUGAGGUGCCUUACUAUCUGAAGUUUGUCACGGGAGAGCUGAAAACACGUGCUCCCGCGCAGGCGGCAAAACGCGAGGCCCGUGAGCGACAGAAGAAGCAGGGCGAGGAGGACAAGGCCCAUGUCGAAGGAAUUAAGGGGAUGAUGGCGCUGGCGGGGGCUCAUCCCCAACAGGUUGCUCAUGGCCAUGAGAGCAUGUCGGCAUCACCGCUACCCCCGGAUCCAAACUUUGAUCAGACGGCGGAGCAGAAUCUGAUGCAGACACUGGGGAAGGAAGUGCAUGGCGAGCAAUUUGGACAGCAGCAGCAGCAUCAUCACCAUCCUGAGAAUAUGCACAUGGGGCAGUGA
Molecule: messenger RNA, 2514 nt
Organism: Aspergillus puulaauensis
Lineage: Eukaryota; Fungi; Ascomycota; Eurotiomycetes; Eurotiales; Aspergillaceae
Gene: TBF1
Product: putative MYB DNA binding protein (Tbf1)
Exons: 4
Coding region: 1-2514 (837 amino acids)
Biological process (GO): telomere maintenance via telomere lengthening
Molecular function (GO): protein homodimerization activity; double-stranded telomeric DNA binding
Source: RefSeq, a predicted model, not a curated record